Paecilomyces variotii is the source of this 1212-nucleotide messenger RNA. Its product is annotated as putative U5 snRNP complex subunit. Gene Ontology annotation, cellular component: catalytic step 2 spliceosome. Gene Ontology annotation, molecular function: RNA binding; protein binding. Bases 113 to 1195 code for a protein of 360 amino acids. Lineage: Eukaryota; Fungi; Ascomycota; Eurotiomycetes; Eurotiales; Thermoascaceae. The transcript is spliced from 5 exons. The record is from RefSeq and is a predicted model, not a curated record.
CGUUCGUCUCCAGAGCUGUCUGGACCUCUCGCGCGGCGGCCUGAGUCGACAAGACGCGACUCGAGAUACCUGACGCAAUAGUCUCUUCCCACUUGACAGAUUCAGCUCACAGAUGUCGACAAUGUCGGGAGACAAGCGCCCUGCUCAAGAGGGCUUUGGCUCUACCACUCAGUUGGUCAAGCGCCAGAAGCCCGAGACGACCAACACUUCCAGCGCGGUCGUGACCAGCUCAAGUCAGAAUGGGACUCUUGUGCAGGCAGUUCCUCGAACAAGUGGGCUCGACGCUCCGAUUAUGGAGCUGACAGGACACUCUGGGGAGGUCUUUGCCGUCCGGUUUGAUCCUACAGCGCAACAUAUAGCAUCUGGUUCCAUGGAUAGGUCCAUCAUGUUGUGGAAUACCUAUGGAAAAUGCGAGAAUUACGGAAUCCUAAGCGGCCACAAGGGAGCUGUCCUCGACCUACAUUGGUCCCGCGACUCGCGGGUGAUAUUCUCAGCAUCCGCAGACAUGACACUAGCCAGCUGGGAUUUGGGGUCCGGACAGCGGAUUCGUCGUCAUGUUGGACAUGAGGAAAUCAUCAAUUGUCUGGAUAUCAGCAAGAGAGGGCAAGAACUGCUGGUCAGCGGGAGUGACGACAGUCAUAUCGGAAUCUGGGACCCGCGACAAAAGGACGCCGUCGACUUCCUGGGCACGGAUUUCCCCAUCACGGCGGUUGCCUUGUCAGAAGCAGGAAAUGAGAUAUAUAGCGGAAGCAUCGAUAACGACAUCAAGGUGUGGGAUAUUCGGAAGCAGGCGGUGGUCUACACGAUGAUCGGGCACACAGACACUAUCACCUCCCUGCAGGUGUCUCCGGACUCCCAGACUCUGCUCUCCAACUCCCAUGACUCGACGGUUCGCACGUGGGACAUCAGACCUUUUGCGCCCACUGAUCGCCACGUUAAGACGUAUGAUGGCGCGCCUGCAGGUAUCGAGAAAAACCUCAUCCGAGCCAGCUGGGACCCCAAGGGCGACAAAAUUGCAGCAGGAAGCGGAGACAGAAGUGUCGUCGUCUGGGAUGUCAAGUCUGGGAAACUCUUGUAUAAGCUGCCCGGACAUAAGGGCACGGUUAACGAUGUCCGGUUUUCACCGAACGAUGAGCCUAUUAUUGUUUCUUGUUCGUCCGAUCGAAAUCUUCUUCUAGGAGAACUAGGAAAGUGAGACGCCAAGUUCAUGGA